Messenger RNA from Pomacea canaliculata, 1279 nucleotides. RefSeq lists its product as uncharacterized. The transcript is spliced from 3 exons. Gene Ontology annotation, biological process: G protein-coupled receptor signaling pathway. NCBI's taxonomy places the organism in Eukaryota, Metazoa, Mollusca, Gastropoda, Architaenioglossa, Ampullariidae. Gene Ontology annotation, cellular component: membrane; neuron projection. The record is from RefSeq and is a predicted model, not a curated record. The coding region runs from base 29 to 1255 and encodes 408 amino acids. Gene Ontology annotation, molecular function: G protein-coupled receptor activity; peptide binding.
ACACACCAGCAGCUGAUCUCUUCUUACCAUGUCUCUUUCAAUGCUGUCGUGGACUGACAUUCUGGAAGCUGUGGUUUUAGCUUUGGCCUGCAUUUUUGGAUUGACGGGAAACAUGAUAGUUCUCAACUUGUCACUGAAGAUCCGUAGCUGUGCCAGACAGAUUGCUCUUAUAUUCUGUGCCAUCACUUGUGCAGAUGCAGUAGUAUGUGCAGUCCGUUUGCCUGUCACCAUCUAUCUCAUACUAUCCUUGUAUCCUUCAGUCACAGAAAAUGGGAUAAACAUGAGUGACACCACCACACCUGCAGUGAAUAGCUCACUAAUGAAUGAAGGCAUCAACGAUGAUGUAAGAAAAAGUGCAUGGUAUGUCAGCAGCAGAAAUGACACAGAGCAGCAGGAUAAAGAGACUAGAGUUGACAUGGCUUGUGAAAUCUGGGCUGCAAGUGGGGCCAUCUUGUACACUAUUGUAUGUCUUCAUCUCCUGGUUGGCAGUCAACGCCUUUGCAUCAUCUUCUCCUUUCCAACAUACCGGAAGCUGUUCACGCACAUAUCCACCAUCUUUCUACUGGCUGUAUCAGGGCUGAUGGGUGUUGCUGUUGUCUACACUCCACUGCGUGUUUUAGGCAUGCGCAACAUACAAGCUGGAAGGGGCACAUGUCGAGUCAGUACUUGGGUACCAGACAAACUAGUGUGGACACAGAGUGUAGAGACUGCACUGAUCUGCACUGUUCCUGUGACUCUCACAGCUAUAUUUUAUGGCCUUAUUUUAAGAAGUGUGUGGAAAGCCAGAGAAGUUCGUCAAGAAUCUUUAGCAGAAUAUAAUCGUGCUAUUGCAGUUACCCUCACAAGGGUGGUGACUCUUACCUUGACAUACUUUCCACUCAGUCUUGUUCUCAUUCUGGAUGCCAAGUCUGGUUUAAUCCCUGAUACUGUUCACCGCUAUAUUGGCUUCCUUUACUGUGCUCAGUCAGUGAUCUCUCCUUUUGUCACUCUCCAGGACAAUGAUUUCCGACAAAAGUUCAUCCAGUCCAAAAAUGGGCAUGUUGCAAAGUCUCCUCGAAAUGGAACAGAAGGGAAUGAAGCUGGACCAAGCAUGAGUCCAGAAAUUGAAAUUGUUGCUGGGGCUGGUGGCCAAGAUGAAAACGUCAGCAACACAAAAACGAGGCGUGAGAGAUUUCCACCACCUUUUGAAAGGGCUUUAAGUUUUUUCACUUCAUCUGAUUUAAGAUCAAUACCUUACAGCAAUGAGUAUCAGUGACUACAGGAUAGUGUGAUGUUAAGG